Messenger RNA from Microdochium trichocladiopsis, 727 nucleotides. RefSeq lists its product as uncharacterized. The record is from RefSeq and is a predicted model, not a curated record. NCBI's taxonomy places the organism in Eukaryota, Fungi, Ascomycota, Sordariomycetes, Xylariales, Microdochiaceae. Bases 5 to 532 code for a protein of 175 amino acids. The transcript has a single exon.
GCACAUGCAUGCCAGCUUCUGGCUAUGCCGCUCGAUAGACCGCCCCAUCACGUCGGCCCAAUCCCGCAGGCCCCCCAAGCCAAUCACUGCUUCCCACAGCGUGCACGGGGUCUACGUCUUGACAAGAGCAAGCAUAGCUCGACAGCGGCUCCUGUUUCUAGCGUCUCCCGCUGGAUACCAAGGUAGCCUUGUACCACGCUCGCACUCCACGAUUCACGUUGCCAGAGGGAGAAGAAUACCCUGCCUACCCGCCCAGGCGGGGCAGUCGAGCAGGACCCCUACAGCAUCACUGCUCCUUCGGGCCCUUGUGCUCGUUUACAAUGGUACCCCGCUCCGGAACGGCGUCGGCAUCGUAGAGAACAGUGUCAAGCACGGCUGGUCGAGCAACACUGCUUAUAAUAUAAUCGCUGGUCUCACAAUCGCCAACACUAGAGAGUCAAGAUGUAUGGAGAACCCUUCGUACGACGACUCGCCUUGCUCGGGCUGCUCCGAUCAUCGGCUGGUAUGCGACAAGGAGCUGCGAAGGCGGUGAAGAAGUCUCAAGCUGGAACAACUUGGCGUCGUGGUCUGCAAGGUGCUGCUGUACUUUGCCUGUCCGUGCCGAGACGCCAAACUCUCGCCAGAGCAGAGCAUAUCCCUCCAGCUAACUUGAUGGGGCUGUUCGACCUCGCAAUCGUGAAAUUGAUGUUUGUCGACGUUUCGUCCAUAAAAAUCUGGUACUGUCGCC